AUGUAUGCUAUUGGGGGAAACUUGAGCAUGAACGCAGUGAAGAACUACAUGGCAAAGGAAUGGAAUUUCGUAAAGCUUCCUGAAAUAUUCUACAACGAUGAAGGGUACUUCAUCCUGAAGUUCAAGACGGACGCAGACAGAGAAGAGGUUAUGAUGAAGGGUCCUUAUACGAUCAGGAAUAUGCCUAUGGUGCUCAUGGAUUGGCGACCGGAUUUCUCUAUGGAGAGGGAUAUGUUGCGAACAGUUCCAAUUUGGGUGAAGCUUCCCCGACUUCUUCUUCACAUGUGGGGAGAGAGGAGUCUGUGCAAGAUUGGUAGCAUCAUAGGAACCCCUAUGUUCACUGAUGAAUGCACAACAACAAAACUAAGAUUCACAUAUGCAAGGAUCCUAGUGGAAGUUGAUUUAACUCAAAAGCUAUGUGAAGAAAUAAUUAUCAACUAUGAUGGAAAGAAAAGGAAACAAAGAGUGGAAUAUGAAUGGAGGCCCCAGUUUUGUGAACGAUGUCAAAAGGUGGGUCAUGUCUGUGAGAGGGACAAGAAGCCCCAUAAAAGCCAAAGGAAGGAGAUACAAGAUCCAACAGAGGACAAUCCACACAAGAAAGAUGGGAUGGCGGACAAACCAGAGGAUGGAGGAGAGUGGGCUGAAGUGCUCAAAGGGCUGAGAACUAAAGCUAAGCAAAAAGAGAUUAACUCCCGUCUCUUGAAGCUACAACCUAGUAUUGCAAUUUUACUUGAAACAAGGGUCAAGAAAGAUAAAGCUGGUAGAUGUAGGAGGAAUAUGGGAAACAGAUGGAAGGUUAUUGACAAUUAUAGUAAGCAUGACAAUGGCAGGAUUUGGGUUCUAUGGGAUGAGAACAAAAUAACAGUCAAGGUGGAAUCCAUGACUGACCAGAUGGUACACUGUGGGGUGUAUAAUACUGAUGGUGAGUUUGUGCACUGGAUUACUACCAUAUAUCCUUCUAAUAUACUUGAUAGAAGGAAAGAGCUAUGGAAAGAUAUGGGAAAUAUAAGCAAGCUUCAGCAGGGGCCAUGGAUUGCAAUGGAGGAUUUUAAUAAUGUGCUGGGAAUGCAAGAUAGAAUAGGUGGUAGAGCAGUCCAGGAACAAGAAUUCAAAGACCUAAGGGAUAUGAUGGAGAAUGAACGACUGUUUGAAAUUGAGAGCAAAGGAGAGAGGUUCACAUGGUACAACAAACAUACAGAGGACCCAAUAUACUCAUGUAUUGAUAGAGUCAUUGGCAACAUGGAAUGGAUUCAAAAGAACAUGAACAAGACAGUGCAUAUGUUGGAACUUGGGGUAUCUGAUCAUGUUGUGGUGUGUAUACAAGGUGAUGUGCUGGAGAGACCAAAAACUGGGUUUAAAUUCAUAAAUGUUGUGACAGGCAUGACAGGGUACAAUGAGGAGGUGACAAGAAGUUGGCAAGAGCAGAGUAGAGGGGUCAGAGGGAAUAGGUUGUGGCAGAAAUUGAUGAGACUUCAGCCAGUUCUCAAAAAGCUUAAUAGGCCAAUCCUUAGCAUCAAGAGCCAGCUUCAGAAGAAAAGAGUUGAGCUGAAUGAGGUUCAAAAUAUGGUAAGGUAA
Vicia villosa (hairy vetch) is the source of this 1575-nucleotide messenger RNA. RefSeq lists its product as uncharacterized. The record is from RefSeq and is a predicted model, not a curated record. The coding region runs from base 1 to 1575 and encodes 524 amino acids. Lineage: Eukaryota; Viridiplantae; Streptophyta; Magnoliopsida; Fabales; Fabaceae. The transcript has 3 exons.